Messenger RNA from Zeugodacus cucurbitae (melon fly), 1963 nucleotides. It is a transcript of the gene Snmp1, whose product is annotated as sensory neuron membrane protein 1. The coding region runs from base 195 to 1808 and encodes 537 amino acids. The transcript is spliced from 8 exons. The record is from RefSeq and is a predicted model, not a curated record. Gene Ontology annotation, molecular function: scavenger receptor activity. Gene Ontology annotation, cellular component: cytoplasm; membrane. NCBI's taxonomy places the organism in Eukaryota, Metazoa, Arthropoda, Insecta, Diptera, Tephritidae.
AUACAUAGACAUCUGACGUCUGGGCAAUAACUAUAUCUAUUGCCAAAGUUUGCAUGUUCUAUGAAAGGAAAAAUUAAUAGGCGCGUUUAGUGUGUUCGAAGUAAGCAAGGUUUGCAGUUGAGAACGAAGCGUUCCGGUGAAGUUGAAAAGUGCAUUUCACCAAAAAUAUCAUAUAAGUUUUAAGUUUAGUGAAAAUGAAAACCAUGAGAGUGCAAAGACAUAAACUUUUGAUCGCCUCUGUGUCGGCGAUGCUGUUUGGCGUGAUUUUUGGUUGGGUCGGAUUUCCGAAAAUACUCAAAAUGAUGAUAAAAAAGCAAGUUUCACUGAAACCCGGCACCGAAAUACGUGAUCUCUGGACACAGACGCCAUUUCCACUACACUUUUAUAUUUAUGUAUUCAACAUCACGAAUCCGGAAGAGGUGAUUAACGGUGAAAAGCCGAAUUUACAAGAGGUUGGGCCAUUCGUUUUCGACGAAUGGAAGGAUAAAUAUGAUCUGGCCGACGAUCCAAUUGAAGAUUCGAUCUCAUACAAUAUGCGUAACACAUUUUAUUAUAAUGAAAAAGCUUCAAAGGGACUAACUGGUGAAGAGCUCAUAACUAUUCCACAUCCAUUGCUUGUGCCAAUCUCCGUGGUUGUGCAACGUGAACGUGCCGCCAUGUUGGACCUUGUCGCUAAAGCUAUAAAUAUUGUUUUCGCCGGAGAGAAAGCAGUAAUCACGGUAAAAUUUAUGGAUUUAUUCUUUCGAGGACUCUACGUUGACUGUUCGUCACCGGAAUUUGCCGCCAAAGCACUGUGCACGGCAUUCUACACGGGUGAGGUGAAGCAAGCGAGACAAGUGAACUCGACACAUUUUCUAUUCUCAUUCAUGGGCAAUAACAAUCACACCGAUGGCGGUCGUUUUACCGUCUGUCGUGGCGUCAAGAAUUUCAGUAAACUGGGUAAAGUCAUACGUUUCGGCGAUGAGCCCACAUUGGAUAUGUGGGCUGGCGAUGAAUGUAACGAAUUUAUCGGCACCGAUUCGACGAUUUUUGCACCAUUCAUGACCAAAGAGCAAGGCUUGUGGGCCUUCACGCCUGAUGUGUGUCGCUCCUUUGGCGCAGUCUACAGACGUAAGUCCUCUUACCAUGGUAUGCCAGCAAUGCGUUAUCACAUGGAUUUGGGUGACAUAAAGGCGGACCCCAGUUUGCAUUGCUUCUGCGACGAUCCGGAAGAUAUUGACAGUUGCCCACCCAAAGGCACCAUGAAUUUGGAACCCUGUGUUGGUGCACCAAUUAUAGCAUCAAUGCCACACUUUUAUAAUGGCGAUCCGCGCCUGCUAGAGGAGGUGAACGGUUUAAGUCCCAAUGAGCAUGAUCAUGCGGUUUUCAUUGAUUUCGAAUUGACCUCUGGCACACCAUUUCAAGCCGCCAAACGUUUGCAAUUCAACUUUGAUAUGGAACCCGUUGAGAAAAUUGAACCCACCAAGAAUUUACGUAAAAUGAUUUUUCCGAUCUUUUGGGUUGAGGAGGGCGUGGCAUUGAAUAAGACUUUCACAAAUAUGCUAAAAUAUACAUUAUUUCUCGGUCUAAAAUUCAACUCUGCAUUGCGUUGGUCGCUCAUCACCAUGGCCUUGGUGGGACUCAUGUCCACCUGUUACUUGUAUUACAAGAAGAGUGAUAGUUUGGAUAUCACUGUGCCACCGAAAGCCAUAACGGAGCUCACCAAUAAGGUGGAAGAUGUGAAGCCAGUGCCGGAUAAAAGGUCUCAUCCUCCAACUAUCGCACAGGCUGAUCUCUCGAACCCGCGUGACACGAGGAAUACGUUUUAAUUUUAUAAAUAAAAUAGUUGUAAUUUGUAUUACAAAAAGCACAUUCUAUUCACAAUUCUCUAGGACUAGAGAUAAUGAUCUUAUCACAUAUAGACUUACACACACAAUAUAUGAAAUAAAGUAGCGAUUUUUUUUCGUUUAGUUAAGAAAUUUGA